ACUCUUGUCCACACACAACCUAUUUUCCCUUCUAUGGCUGUGACACUAACACUUACAAGCUUUAUGUUUCUCACGUUCGUUCUCUUUGUAGUGUACAGAUUUGUUUAAACAUAAAUAAAAUUUCCCGAUCUGCUUGGAAACCGAAUUUGAUUUUCAAAAAUCAAAUUCUGUAAGGAAAAGUUCGGGACAUAGUUUACAGAGAAGGAUGAAAAUGCCAUCUCUCGCUGUCCUUAUCAUCGCUCUCAGAUCUUAGCUUUGCCAGAUUUGGCUUUCUGGGUCUUCGAUAAUCGGUUUGUUGAAUUUUCGGUCGAGCAAUUGAUCGACGAUGGAUCCAGUGUUCCCAAAUUGAUUUUUACAAUAUCUGUUCUCUCGGGAUAUACAUUUCCUGGAUUGCCUCUUGAUUCAAAUAAGGAAAAAGGAAAUGCAAACUGAUAGCGGCAAGUUAUUUGUUGGUGGAAUAUCUUGGGAUACUGAUGAAGAACGUCUUAAAGAGUAUUUCAGUGCCUUUGGUGAGGUUGUAGAAGCUGUGAUUAUGAAGGAUCGGAUCACAGGUCGCGGUCGUGGCUUCGGCUUUAUUGUUUUUGUUGAUCCAAAUGUUGCAGAUAGAGUUGUAAGGGAGAAGCAUAAUAUUGAUGGAAGAAUGGUUGAGGCUAAAAGGGCUGUUCCCAGGAAUGACCAGAACAUUGUAGGUAGAACCAGUGGUACCAUUAAUGUUUCUCCUAGUGCUGGACGAACUAAAAAGAUAUUUGUUGGGGGCUUAGCAUCGACUGUUACAGAGAGCGAAUUCAAGAGCUAUUUUGAUCAAUUUGGGACAAUUACAGAUGUUGUGGUGAUGUACGACCACAAUACUCUUCGACCCAGAGGAUUUGGGUUUAUUACAUAUGAUUCCGAAGACGCAGUAGAUAAGGUUCUUAUCAAGACUUUCCAUGAACUGAAUGGAAAAAUGGUUGAAGUUAAGCGUGCAGUUCCGAAAGAGUUGUCACCAGGUCCUAGCCGUAGUCCACUUGGUGGAUACAAUUAUGGUCAGAGUAGGGUCAAUAGCUUCCUUAAUGGUUAUACUCAGGGGUACAGUUCGAGUACAAUUGGAAGCUAUGGUGUUAGAAUGGAUGGUAGAUUUAGUCCGGUUUCUAGUGGUCGAAGUGUAUUCACUCCAUUUGGUUCAGGUUAUGGAAUGGGAGUGAACUUUGAGAUUGGUUUAAACCCGGGGUACGGUGGAGCUUCCAAUUUUGCCAAUAAUCUCAACUACGGGCGGGGACUGAGCCCGUAUUAUACUGGUAAUUCUGAUAGGUUUAGCAACAUAGGUUUUGAAAGUGGCAAUGGAGGAAACUCAUCCUUCUUCAGCUCAGCAACUCAAAACUUGUGGGGAAGUGGAGGGCUCAACAAUGGUUCAAACUCUGCCAAUUCCAAUGCUCAUUUGGGAUCAGCAAGCGGCAUCAUCGGAGGAAAUGCAUUUGCCAAUUCUGGAGUUAACUGGAGUAGUUCUGGAAUCUCGUCUCAAGCGGGAGGAAAUCAUAUUUUUAGUAACUCCGGGAGUCUAAAUUAUGGAGGUGUUGACAGUGGUUAUACUCUUGGAGCUGGAGGGUAUGGGAGGAACAGUGGUACCGUCUUGCCUCCAACGUCAUCAUUUUCUACCUCUGUUGGUUUUGACGGGUCCUUGGCCGAUUUCUACAGUGCUAAUUACAGUGAUCCCACGUGGGGACCUUCCAAUUUUGAAAGAGAUGGAUCUGGACCCAUUGGUUAUGGACUUGGCAAUGCUGCUUCAGAUGUCUCAUCCAGAAGCUCUCCUGGUUUCAUUGGUGGUCAAAGCGUUAAUAGGAGGCAGUCGAGCAGAGGAAACACUACCUAGGAAUGAUCGGAUAUGUCAACAUAGUAGAUGAAGAUAAUUGGUGAAGCAUGUGAAGUUGCGGGCCAAUCAUAGAAUAUUCAGUUCAAUUACCCUACAAAAAAGAAAAAAGGAAAAAAGAAGAAUUAUCUAAAGCUAACUGAGUGCAGAUGCUGAGAACCAAUCUUAAAGGUAUUGUGUCAUGCACUAGGACAUGUCUGCUGGCAUUGAAAAUGGGGCUGUGAAGAGGAAAAUGGGGGCAGCCUCAUCACUCUCUGGCUUCCCAGGUGAAUCCCAUUAAGGAACACUGUUUGUGAAGAACAUGAACACAUUUGACAGCUGAAACCGAGCCUUGUUUGCUUCUCUCUCUAAAUUGCUUUACAUCUGAUUCUUUUAUGCUUCUUCCUUUGGAAAUUGAGAGUAAAAAGUGAAAGGAAAAAGGAAAAAAA
This is a messenger RNA of Cucurbita moschata (crookneck pumpkin), 2271 nucleotides long. Its product is annotated as heterogeneous nuclear ribonucleoprotein 1-like. The transcript is spliced from 6 exons. Gene Ontology annotation, molecular function: RNA binding. The record is from RefSeq and is a predicted model, not a curated record. The coding region runs from base 422 to 1846 and encodes 474 amino acids. Lineage: Eukaryota; Viridiplantae; Streptophyta; Magnoliopsida; Cucurbitales; Cucurbitaceae.